Musa acuminata subsp. malaccensis (wild Malaysian banana) is the source of this 1620-nucleotide messenger RNA. RefSeq names its product choline-phosphate cytidylyltransferase 2-like. Gene Ontology annotation, molecular function: phosphatidylcholine binding; choline-phosphate cytidylyltransferase activity. NCBI's taxonomy places the organism in Eukaryota, Viridiplantae, Streptophyta, Magnoliopsida, Zingiberales, Musaceae. The record is from RefSeq and is a predicted model, not a curated record. Gene Ontology annotation, biological process: CDP-choline pathway.
CGCGUUCGUUUCUCGACGUGAAGGAACGCUAAUGCCAAAUCCCAAACCCAAUUGGUUGCUAAUUUGGGACUUCCGUUCACCGGCGAACUGUGAUGGUUAAGGGCGUGUGUGUGUAUAUAUAUACAACGCCGAUUCACCUCCCCUUCCAAAGCUCUUCUUCGAGUCCUCCCGCGCCCCCCUCUCUAUCUCCAUACCGCCCGUGCCGCUCGGGAUUCUCGCGCCGGGACUCACUGUCUCCUGGAUAGGUAGCUGGUGGGCUCGAACUUCUCCGAUGGCGCGGUUGCCACGUAGGCGGUGGAUCAGUGGGCUCAACGAGGGCGACGAUGGUGGAGCGUUGUCGGCGUCGUCCGAGGAGUUGCAGUGCGAACCGCUGCCUGAGAAGGAAGUAACGUCGGAUAGGCCGGUUCGCGUCUACGCCGACGGGAUCUACGAUCUCUUCCACUUUGGACAUGCUCGAGCUCUCGAACAAGCCAAGAACUCAUUCCGAAACACCUAUUUACUUGUUGGUUGCUGCAACGAUGAGAUUACUCAUCGAUACAAGGGAAACACAGUCAUGACUGAAUCUGAGCGCUAUGAGUCACUCCGUCACUGCAGGUGGGUAGAUGAAGUUAUUCCUGAUGCUCCAUGGAUAAUCACACAGGAGUUCCUCGACAAACACAAGAUUGACUAUGUUGUUCAUGAUGCCAUUCCAUAUGCAGAUGCAAGUGGAGCUGGAAAUGACGUUUAUGAAUAUGUUAAAUCUGUUGGGAAAUUCAAAGAAACAAAACGAACAGAUGGGAUAUCUACCUCAGAUAUCAUAAUGAGGAUUUUGAAAAACUACAACAAGUAUGUUAUGCGUAACUUAGCCAGAGGGUAUACAAGGAAGGAUCUUGGUGUCAGCUACAUAAAGGAGAAGCAAUUGCGAAUGAACAUGCGCAUAACCAAACUGCGUGAGAAGGUGAAAGCACAGCGGGAAAAGUUGCAUACGGUAGCGAAAACUGCUGGCAUGCAUCACAAUGAGUGGGUUGAAAUUGCAGAUCGCUGCAUUGCAGGCUUUCUUGGGAAGUUUGAGGAAAGAUGUCAUAUCAUGGAGACUGCCAUUAAAGGCCGAAUUCAAGAGAGACUCAGGAGGCGGUCGACCAAAGUGAUGGCCACCAGCCUUUUGUAAGAUUCAGUAGCUUCAUGACUACUACUGAGAAGUCACUGCUUUAGUUCCUGGGUGUCGAUUCUUGUUCACCGGGAUGAAGCCUGCAUGACUCAAGACUACUGCAACAGCUUUCUCUUCUUGUUUGAACAAGCUGUUAGAAUUACUUACUAGUAGUACAUCAAAAUUGUCUGUAUGAAGUGAAACUUCAUCCUAGGUGUUGAUUCUUGUUCACCAGGAUGAAGCCUACAUGACUCAGACUACUGCAACAGCUUUUUCUUCUUAUUUGAACAAGCUGUUAGAAAUACUUACUCGUACAUCAAAAUUGUCUGUAUGAAGUGAAACCUCCAUUGAGGACAUUUCAUCACUCCCUGUUGUCUUAGUUGCUAUGGAAACAUUCGUUGUUUCCUGCUUCCAGCUUAUUAUUAUACUUGCUACUGGGAACCAUACUGUAAUAACUGAUGUGAAAUAGAGUUCGGCCCGGAUCUGCAGCAUCA